Messenger RNA from Aphis gossypii (cotton aphid), 1369 nucleotides. RefSeq lists its product as uncharacterized. The transcript is spliced from 9 exons. The coding region runs from base 53 to 1369 and encodes 438 amino acids. The record is from RefSeq and is a predicted model, not a curated record. NCBI's taxonomy places the organism in Eukaryota, Metazoa, Arthropoda, Insecta, Hemiptera, Aphididae.
UUGUAUAUUUUAUAUUAGGAUAACUUGUGUGUAUUUUAUUGCCCAAUCGGUCAUGCCAUAUUCAAUUGUCCAUUUUUUUGGUGACAACUCGAUUGAAACUGUGCCUGAGCAUUGGAUAGAUAAAAAAAAUGGCACUUGUGCUUGGCCUAACAAAAGUAAAACCGCUUCAUGGCUUAUUGAAAAAAAAUGUAUACCUAACGUGAUUGAGUAUACAUAUUUAAAAUGCAGAGAAUUAUAUAAAGGAAUUGAUUUAUUAGUUGAAGCUAAAAUUAAAUCUAAAAAAGCUUUGUACAUGUCUGAUUUAUCGUCUACAGAAGAAACAGUUUCAGCUAACAAACGCCAUAAAGAAAUUAUAAUAUCUUCUCCUACUUUGUCUACAAAUUCAUGCCCAUUGUUUUCAGCUAAUAUAAUAAAUUUUAGUACAAUUAUGAUUGGCUCUGAUAAUGAACAUUUUAGUAGUUGUUCUCCAUUGCCAAAAACAUUAAAUGAUUAUCCUCGUGAAGCCGUUAUUGAUGAUUCUGAAAAUAAAUUGAAGUAUAAGGAACCUAACUGUUCACUACCUGUCACAAGUGAAUCACUUAAAACCAUUGAAUAUAAUAACAAAAAUAAAAGGCAAAACGGUUGGUCGCCAUUAAAAUUGGGUAGUCCAGAUAAAAAUGUUAAAGUUCUAGAUUCAGGUAAUAGUGAGCCAAUAUUUAAAAGAAAACCAUCAUCCACAUAUACACCAACCGCAAAUUUGGAUUCAUUACGUAGUAAACAACAACUUGGUCGACCAUAUUCAAAUAUUAAUGACAACAAAAAUUCUGUAGUGCGAGAAUUAUUUCCUAACUCCAAUAAGCCUGAGGAUGAUGAAUCGUCUUUCUCACAUACUAAUUGUUUCGGUAAAAAGAAAAGUUAUCACGUAGAUCAGGAUGAUGGUCCAACUCGUGGCGUUAUAGCUGAAGUUACACCUCAACGCUAUUCAAAUGAUUUUCAAAAGCAGGUAUUACGCAUGCUUACAUACUUGACAAGUGAAAUACGAUACUUGGAAUCCGGACAGGCAGAAAUACUUAAAAAAAUCGAAAAUGCAGCAUCUAACAACAACUUCAGUAAUUCAGAAACAUUAUCAGAAAGUCUAUUCAAAGAUCUUACAGAUUGUCCAUUACCAAUUGACAAUAUAUUCGAUCUUAACAAACUUGAAGAUAAAUGUUUUCGUAACAAAUUGGUUAAUGAAUUAUUUUGCAUGGGAGGAAAAAAUUUAAAAUUAAUGGUUAAAAGAAUUAUGAAUAAAUUAUUUACUGAUCAACUUAUGUCCCAAUAUUCCUUUACUGGGAAAAAAGGGAAAAACAAAUUUAACAGUUUGUUUGUUUGUGCUGUUAUUUUCGAAUAG